AUGCAUUAUCAAUCAUUGAUCGCAUAUAUAUUUGUCGUACUUUUUGCUAUGACAAUAGUUUUGGCUCAAGCUAAUAAAGAACGCGAACAAUUUGCUGACCUAUUACAAAAACGAAAACAUCUUAAUGGUUAUUGGGUAGGAAAACGAUAUAUAAUUGCAUCUGAUGAAGAUCCAUUACUCGACAGUGACGAAGAUGUAUCAGCAGCAAAACGAGCAUCCUAUUUGGUGGGCAAACGUGGUACAUAUUUGGUUGGUAAACGUGCCUCUUAUCUUGUUGGACGUAAACGACGUGAUUUGAUGGCUACUGAUAGUUCACGACAAUAA
Rotaria sp. Silwood2 is the source of this 324-nucleotide messenger RNA. NCBI's taxonomy places the organism in Eukaryota, Metazoa, Rotifera, Eurotatoria, Philodinida, Philodinidae. The record is from the annotation of a GenBank genome assembly.